AUGGUUAGAGAAACCAGGCAUCUCUGGGUCGGUAACCUUCCCGACAAAAUCCGAGAAGAUCACAUACGGGACCACUUCAAACGGUAUGGCAAAGUGCAAAACGUGAAGCUUCUCGAACUUCUCGACGAGAACGGCCAUGGUACUUGUACGGUAUCGUUUAAUGACAUCCGAUCUGCAGCCAAAGCGCACAAUGCAGAGAACAACUUGGAGGAUUGGGUGCUCAAGACCGACUAUUAUGAACCGCCGGCUACUGGAUCAACGUCAGCGAUCGCCACCAGCGGCAGUAGCAGCAGCAGCAAUGUCCAAAACGCGUGCGCAGAUGGCGGAGGUGGUAGUGCAGGUGGUGGUGGUGGGGGGAACAACAGCAGCAACAGCAGCUCGACGCACAAUCGAAGCACAAGCCAGAACACAGCAAACUGUGGAUCUCAAAGCCCGUUUUCGGCUGCAUCGGGAGGAACGCCGAAAAGCGAUUCGGGUUGUCGGAUACGGCAAACGCAGCUCUCGUCGACGACAUCGUCAACAUCUGCAUCAGCUGGCUCAAUGUUGCUGUCGACGCCGGUGGCGGCGACGGCUGCUACGACGACAACAACAGCGGCGGCAACUGUAACUAGUUUGUCUCCUAGUCGGACGGCUGGCUGCGGCGCGGCCGACUCGGCAGAUGCUCGGACUUCGGCGUUAGUAUCGAUAAGCAGCAGUAGCAGUCUCCUAGAGGGAGAUCUAACGCGAAGAGCCUCACAAGGAUCAGGAGUAUACAAUGAGGACGACACGAACUCGUCGUUUCGUUCUAGAGGACACUCGAACUUGAAGCGAGGCGUCUGCGACGAAGACAAUAAGAGAGGAUCCCCCGCUUCCGUGACGACCCCCACUACGACCACCCUCCAGAACAACACCAACAACAACAUCGGCCACGGCGGCAUCGCGACCCGUAGAGGUCGGACAGAAAGACCUUCGCGUCGAAGCAGACACCAUCAUCACCAUCACCAGCACCAACAGCUGUUGCAGUUGCAGCAACAACAACAACAGAUACAACACUUGCAGCAUCUGCAGCAACACCAUUCUGGAUCGGAAUCCAGUUCGCCAAGUUCAACGGGUUCUGUCAGGGGACGCGAUAGCUCGAGUGAACCGAGCCAUCGGUCGAUAUCACCUUCCCAAAAAUCCCAAUCCCCGACGACGUCGUAUGGAAGUCAUGCGUCGGGACUACGAGCGAUCUCCGGAACGUCAGGCCAUUCGGUCUCGUCCCUUAAUCUCAACCACCUUAGCAGCGAAGCGAUGCCCGAGUUAUCGCAACGCGAGCGCGACCCGAUUGUCACGAACGACAAGAGACCGCUCGGGAUCUGCGUACGAAAUCUACCUGUCCGUUCGACCGAUACGAGUUUGAAGGAUGGUUUGUUUCACGAGUACAAAAAGCAUGGCAAAGUCACAGUAGUGAAAGUUAUAGGCCAGGGCACAGAUCGUUACGCGGUAGUAUGCUUCAAGAAACCUGAAGACGUUGAGAAGGCCCUCGAAGUAUCCAAAGACAAGCUUUUCUUCGGCUGCAAAAUCGAGGUCAAGGCGCACGAAGGACUUGACGGCGAGGACAAUGAAUUUCGACCGCUGGAAGCCGAGCUCGACGAAUACAACCCGAAAGCAACCCGCACGUUAUUUAUCGGAAAUCUGGAAAAAGACAUAACAACGUCCGAGUUGCGGAAACACUUCGAGAGCUUCGGCGAGAUCAUCGAGAUCGAUAUCAAGAAGCAGGCGUCGUUAAGUUCAUACGCUUUCAUUCAGUACUCGGACAUUGCGUCAGUCGUCAAGGCAAUGAGGAAACUCGACGGAGAGAACCUCGGCGCCAAUCGAAUCAAAUUGGGAUUCGGCAAGUCGAUGCCCACCAUGUGUGUCUGGCUGGACGGCAUCGCCGACACGGUCAACGAAAAGUUUCUGACCCGCCAGUUCUCCCGCUACGGAACUGUGACCUACACUGUGAUAGACCGGGAAAGGGGGCACGCCCUCGUGUACUUUGACUCGUUGGAUUGCGCUCAGCACGCUGUGUCUGAAAUGCGAGGUCGAGCGUUGAACGGAAAGCGACUCCAAGUGGAUUUUGCCUCAAGGGAAUGUCAGUCAACGUUUUUCGAGCGAAUCGAAAACUCCGGCCAGAUCGCACAAGGAGACCGGCCGUGGAUAAGUCGCGGAGGUCGGGCGGCGGCCGUCUUGCCCCCGGAUUACGAUCGCGAGCGUAGCAAUUUACGCACCGAGCAGUUCGAGCAGUCUCGAUACAUACGUUAUGACAGUGGUCCCAGCAGGUCAAGAACCAGCAGCAGCACCAGUUUCCGUUCAUCUACGGCUCGGAGUAGCAGUUCGACGACAGUCGGUGCGACGUCGAACCGGAACGCGCGUUCGAGCUUCAGCUCGAGCACGCCGCGCUACAACAACGACGCCUACCACGACGAGAUCGUUGUCGAGCCCCGUCGUCUGAACAGCAACUCGACGAACAACCACCGAUUCUCGGAGAAAGACGACUCCAUGGACGAACUUUCGGUGUACGAUGACGAGUGGAGGAAGAAGGUCCUCCGGAACUCGAUGAGCGAUCACGAGGACAGUCAUCAUAGCGGAGCCUCGCCAACUCUGCGACACCUCAGUCGGAGUCCGCCGCCGUUGAUCGCCGUCAACUCGACCAAACGAAACAAGCGACACCGGAGAACGAGCGGAGGCUCCUCCCGGAUGAGCAGUCCCGUGGAGAGCGACCUCAGGGACACUAUCUGUAUAUCGUCGGCGCUCACUUCCGCGUCGUCCGUUGCGGCGACGGGCAUCGCGUCGGCAGCGACAGCGGCCGCGAGUUUAUCCUCUUCAUCGUCUUCAUCGUUGUCGAUCUUAGCCAACGCGUCUGGACAGCAACAGUCGUCAAACGACUGCCAUGCCAGCAACAAACUAAUAUCCGAAAGUCAACGACGUCGCAGCGAUCCUGCGUACACGUGCACCUCAAACGUACAAGGUGGUGGGGAUGGCGGUGGCGGCGGCACAGCAUCUCCGAGCCAACAGGAGCGAAAGCGCCGCUUGAUGGUUGUCGAAGAAUCGGCGAACGCCGUGGACGUCGACCAGCACCGAAGUCGAGUGGCCGUAAAAUACGUCAACAUCAAACACGAUUCGAUACUGAGCUCGAGCGAUAGCGACUCGGGCAGCACGACCGCCACCGAUUUCCGAAGUUUCUCGACCUCGUCCCAAAGCCACAACAGUCACGGCCACCGGAGCAAGCGUCUGCAUCACCAUUCUCACCAUUCGCACCAUUCUCAUUCGCACCACCUCGCAAGUAGCGGCGGUGGCGUUGGUGGAAACCAGACGUCGAGCUCAUCGUUGAGCGGAUGUCCGAUCGGAGCAAUGAUGACGUCUUCCGGAGGCCGCUCCUCGUCCAGCGGGGGAUCGAAGCGACCUCAUCAAAUUACCAAAGAAAUCCCAUGCUUUGCGAUCUGUAGCGGCGGCAGCGGCGGCAAACGAACGCAACAUUCGUCGACGACAACAACGACGUCAUCGCUCAAAGAAGGUCUCGAAAACGGAGUCCGAUCCGUUUCAGGAGGAUCGGGCGGUAAUCACGUGACGUCGUCGACGGCGACGUCCUCCGACUCGGUGCGCCGAGAUCCCCGCCAGGCGAAGCUUUGGGAUAGCUAUACCCGAGGAACAACCGGAACCAGCGGCGGUAGCAGCAGCGGCAGCAGUAGCGGCAGCAGCAAUAAUCCUGGCAGUAAAUCCCAGCAGCAGCAGCAGCAGAAACGAAGCGAAGAUGAGGACUACGAAGUAGCCAAACGUCCUGUGAUGGUUUUGCCGCUGCCAAAGUUUGCGUUCUCUUUCUCACGAUCUCCUUCACCGAUGUCGACGUCGAGUUCGACGGCCAUCAAUCAUUUCCAUCAUUCAUCUCAUGACAAACAGAAUCCCCUCUCAUCGACGGGAAGCGCUCCUUCCCACGCUCCUCUCCAGCACCAUCCCAGCACACAUCCACAGCAGGAAAACUCCUCAUCCCAAAACGCCUUGACGACGAAAUCCACGAGUAGCGGCAGCAGCGGCAACCUUGUGGGCUCGAGCACCUCGGCCAGCGGCAGUUCUGGAGCAGGUGGCGGCAGCGGCGCAACGUCAUUCAGCGCAACGACGCCAGCCACGCCGCAGGGUCUUCUCAGCGUCGGGGGCGGCAUCCAGGCGGAUCAUGCGGCGGCCGGGUCGUGCGCGGCAGCAGCUGCCGCCUCAACACCUGUAGCGGCGGCAGCUGCCGCUGCUGCUACGCCCUCAAUCGAGGAACGCAUCAGGGCCCUCGACGACAAGUGGCCCGCUUCGACGUCUUCUUGUUCAGCUCCUUCUGGUGGAGGUUCGGUGUCGACCCCCGGUUUGGGAGGUGCUGCUCUGCAGCGAUCGUUAUCCGGAGCGGACGUCAACCCGUCAACACCUCCUAUUGUUAUAGACUACCAGAAGUACAAUAUUAAGAAGCGAUCGCGUACUCCCGCGCUAGCGCCGACGGCGUCCGACCUGAUCCACAAGACCGAACCGUCGGAAAUCACGAAGUCGUUGUUGGCCAAGCAGUCGAUCCUCGACCAGGAUUCCAAGCGACUGGAACACAUCAACGAGAAGUACGAGCCGAACACCAUCGAGUCGGGCUCGGAGAAGCCGGCUCUACCGUUUCGCACGAAAGCGGCUGCCAAAGAAUUCUCGAUGCCGAAUUUGCCCAUUAUGGGAGCACAGCAAGGCCAGCCUCGAUUUCCGUUCGGUUCGAGUUCAGCCAAUCAGGUCGUCAAUCCGCCGGUCAGCUCGCCGGGAGCUCCAGUGGCUCUGAAAUUGGACUCAAUCAAAAAAGAACGAUCUCUCUCGCCACCUGCAGCAUCUGUGGCGGCUGUCGGAGAGGCAGCUGCGACGGGCACCACUAAUCCGUGUCACAAGCCUACUCAGCAACAGCAGACCACAGGUGUUGCCGGAAGGCUUCAGCAACAGUCGAUCAAGAAAGAACGCCGUGACACCGCGACGAGCGACUCAAUCAAGAAGGAAAAAGACGAUCCGAGAGUCUCGCAGAAGCAGAAAAAUUCAUCUGAUCAGCAGCAACAAUCUGCUCAGAGCAGUAAAGCCAGAAGUCCCAAAGCCUCUAGUCGCAAGGAGGUGUCCUCUGCGGUGACGACGGCCGCCGACGAGCCGACGACCGGUGCAGGAGAAUCGGUCGGCACCGGCGUAGCUGGCGGCAGUAGUAGCAACAACAACAACAAUGGCAGCACCGGCAGCAGCUCCGUUCAACAAGUCACCAAGCGUCGCGUAUCAUCGCUCGACAGCAAUGAGUCGGAACAGUCGAGCAAAUCCACAAGAUCCGCUGGAGAGCGACUUGAACCGGAGAGCAAACGAGCGAAGUUCACUUCUUCAUCGAGCAAAUCUGGUUCAACCGAAGGCGAGCCACGAAGCAGUCGCAGAGAGGAAUCGCGGUCGAAAGACAGAAGCAGCAAGUCGAGCAAGGACGCUAGGGAUAAGGAGCACUCUAGUAAACAUUCAUCAUCCUCUUCAUCGUCAUCUUCCUCAUCAUCAACAAACAACCACAUCUCAUCAUCUCAACAACAACAACAACAACAGUUACUGUCUGAGGAAGCGCACAACAACAACAACAAUAAUAGCAGUAACAGCAGUAAGAAAGAAAAUGUCAGUAAGAAAGAUCACCACUCAAGCAGUUCCAACAACAACAACAAUAACAACAGCAGUAGCAGUACGAAUACGAGCAGUAAAGACAACAACAACUCAACCAGCAAUAGCACGAGCAACAACAACAACAGCAGCGGUGGCAAUACCAACGCGAGCACGAAUUGCAGCAACACCAACAGCAGCAAUUCAGCGAAUACGAGCAGUAAGAACGAAUCCUCUAGCAAGAACAAGGAUUCGAGCAAGAACAAGGACGAAAGGAAAGUUUCGUCUUCGUCGUCCCAGAACGCCAUCAGCAAAGAUCGCAGUAGCGACAGUAAAAAGGAGAAAACCGAUAAGUACAAGAAACGGGAAAGCACGACCAGCAGGAACAGCAAGAGUUCCGAAACGAAGGAUUCCAAGGAGAAGAGCAGCAGCGGUAACAGCAGUAGGUCGAGUCGAGCGGACAACAAGAGCCGCGAGCGUGACUCUUCCGCUUCCAACCCGUCGAAUAACAACAGCGGCGGCAACAACGACAACGCCAACAGUGUCAGCAUAAACAAUAAUAAUAACAACAACAAUAAUAAUAACAACAACAAGGAGGACAAGGCUCAACAGCGAGCCAUCGCCAAGGAGGUGGCCGACGCGGCGGCAGCGGCCGGCAUACCGAUGGAAGAACUCGGUUUGGUCGAUGGCGUGCCCAUGUAUCUGUCGAUGUACGACAAAGUCAAACAGAGGUCGUGCAAGAACCAACAUCAACAAGUGGUGCACGACGAAUGCAAAGGCGACAAAUUCAGCAAACUGAAGCAGUCGCGCGCGCGCAAGAAGACACUCGACUCCGAGGCGAGCGAGGAAUUCCAACCGUCGGAGAUGUCCGAUUCGGAGCACGAGACCAAACCCGCCCGCAAGGGACGCAAGAUCAGCGGUCCGACGGCCAAGAAGAGGAAGACCGUCAUCGAGAGCUCGUCGGACGGUGAGGCCCUCUCGAUGCCCAGGAGCUCGACGUCGACUCCGGCGGCAUCGACGAAGCCUACAUCGGGACUUCCGAGCAAGUCUCGUCUCCCGCAGCACACGAACGCGACAUCGAAGAGUUCCUCUCGAUCGAACGCCAUCGUUUCGGCGUCCGACGAGAGCAGCGACGCUGAAAUGAAGCCGCACGUGUCGAGCCAGUUCCAGGUGCCCAAGAAACCGGCCACCAGCAAGAAACUCGAAUACUCCGAGUUCUACUCCACCGAUUCGGACCAUGCGGACGAAAUCGACAAGCCGGUGGUGGCCAAGAAGCGCAAGAAGGUCACCUCGUCGUCUUCGAGCCGGAGCAUUCCGAACAACCACGAUUCGAGCAAGACCAAGUCCGGCCGGAGUCAACAACAAUCCUCGAACCGGAAGAACAAGCAGUCUCAGCCGACGUCCCAGGCGCACGCCGACGUCGACACGUCGGACGACGAUGAGCGUAUCAUCAAGAAAUCGAAGGAGCUCUCGAAAUCCAAGUCGAAAGACAAGGACGUCUCCGUUCUCCUCAACAACAACAACAACACCAACAAAGCCGACAUCGAUGUUGAGCGAGGCUCGAAGCAGCAGCAGCAGCAGGACUCGACGAUCAAAUCAAAGAGCAGCAAGGAGGGCAAAGAACCCGAGCCGAUCGUCAAGGAGGAUCGAGCGCCGACCCCGCGAACCAACAACAAGCGGAGGAGGUUGAAGAAGAGCAAACAGGCAAAAGACAGAAGGACGGUCAGCAAGCCGAAGGAGAUCUCCUCGAAGAAGGACGAGCCGAGCGGAAAGAUCGCCGCCGAAGAGAGCGUUGUUGCGCAAGCGAGCGAAAGCGUCGCCGCACCGGCGGCCGCCACGGGCCCUCAGGAAGGUAUACAACCGGCGAAGAAAAGUUGGGCCCUUAAGGAUCUCCUGGCAGAGUCCUUGAAGGCGUCCAAGGCGGCUCCGAUCGUGGCGCGCCAACAACAACCGUCUCAGCAACAACAAUCGUUCCAACAACAGUCCGCCAAGCAGCAGGAGGCGAAGGGCGAGUCGAUCAAGUCGUCGGCUGCCGAUCGGGACAGGAGCGCCGAGGAUACGGACGCGGACAAAUCGGACAUCGAACAAUCCGAGGACGAUUACAUCAAUCCUCGCGCCCCCGCCCGGGUCGAGUACGAGAGCGAAAUGUCCGACCACGAGCUGAUGCUCCAGAACGAGUUCCAACUGGCGGCUAAGUCCCCGCCGCCGCCGCCCGCGGCCAAGGAAGCGUCGCCAAUCCGCCAGCUGCACAACCGUCUCGGCGGUGAAGGUGGCGGCGUGUUCGGUGACAGCCACGACGCGGUCACCUGCAACUCGGCGUACGCGACCGACAAGCUCGACCGGCAGCGGAGCGAGUCGCCGCUCCUGUCGGCCUUGAGCGACGCGAUGUUGAAGAACAACAACGACCUGAGCGAAACGCUCAAGCUGAGCGGCAGCGCUGCAGGUGGUGAUCGUUCUGGCUCGAAGAUGGAAGUGGUGUCCGCCCAGGACAAGGACAACAAAGCUCAGGACAAGGACGCCCGACGUAAGAAGGACCGCGAGAGCCGACACCACCACCAUCAUCAUCACCAUCACCAUCACCGCAAGGACAAGAAACAUCGCUCCCAACAGCAGCCGUCCCAGCUGCAGCAGCAGCAGCAGAGCAGCUCGGAGAAGUCCCUUCAGCACUCACAGACAGAAGUGGAACGGGACCCUCUGAAGGACUCGAUUUUCAACACGAAGGACGUCCUGAAGGAUUCCCGAGCUGCGGAGAAGGACAGCCGAGACUUGGCAAGGGAUUCGAUCAAACGGGAUCGUGACGCUCGGCAUCACCAGCCGCAGCAGCCGCAGCCCCAACAGCAGCCGCCGCAGAAACAGCACUCUCAACAGGAGCAGCAGCUGUCGCAGCUACGGACACCGCAAGUCCAGCAGCUGCUCUCGAACAGCGUGGCUUGCGGGAGCAGUAGCAGUAGUGCGAGCAGCAAGACGGUCAACGCGUUGGAGGACGACAUCGAUGACAACAAUAGCAAAAUGUCGGACGACAACCGCGUCGACGAGGACAUUGUUGAGCAGGCGCGUCGUCUGGAAGAGCUGAUGGCCGCCGCGUCCGAGGAGACGAGCAAUACGUUCGAGUCGACGGAUCUCAACAAGCGAGACGACAGCAAGCCGAUCGAGGAGCGCCAUUUCGAAGAGGAGGCCGCCAAGGAGACCCGGCGCCUGGAGGAGGAAAUGUCCUCGACCCGCGACGCCUGGCAGGAGGACGGUGUCGCGUUCGACAAAGACAACAACAAGAACGAUUCGCCGCCCCUGGCGCACGACAAGGACGGCGGCAGCGGCGGCGGCGGCGUUUACGAGCUGGACUCGGAGCGCAAGAUGGAAGACGACCUCGCUGUUUCCGCUCUACUCCAGGAAAUGGGUGAUGAAGGCGACAUCGACAAGGAUCACCCACCCGUCGUCCACGUGGACGACGACUUCAUUGUAGAGCAGCAACAGCCCGCUGAGGAUUCCGUCGUGGCUACCAAGCAUUCGCCUAGAGUUGUUGCCCACGUCCCGCUGUCCUACGAAAUGAACGACGAAGAGAGUUCCGACUCGCUGCGAAUCGUCACCGAACAGGACAGCGCGGCUCAGCCGGAGGCGAGUCCGCCGACAGUCGAGAGGUCCGAUGAGAAACUCGCCCGAGUUUUCCAUGAUACCUUCACUAGGCAGACCAGCCAACAACAACAACACCAACAGCAGCAGCAACAACAAACGCAUCCGUCCAAACAACAGAACAGCACCGCCGCCGAAAUCCUGCGUCGACGUUCGGCGUCGCCGCGCACAGCCUCGGCGCCCCAUACGGAAAGCAAUUCCCACCAUGAUGUGCCUGCGAGUCGCGUCACCCCGUGCGCGGAGCCUUCGGCACGCGUUGCGUCCCGCGAGGCGGACGCCCACGGUCGCGCCGGAGCACAUCACGGUCCGCAUGGCUCUCAGCAGCACCAUUCGGCCAUUGCCACCGCCACGUCGACAGCAGGUGGCGUCAGAGGCGUGACGUCGACCGGUGCUGCUGGAAACAGCAACGUCACGCUCACCAACAAGCUCGGGCCCUGCAAGGACGGGUUCUCGGCGAGCCCCGCACCGACGAUCGCGACGUCAGCCCUCGCGCUGUCGUCGAAUCCCGCGAGCCACAGUCAGGCAGAAGAUCUUUUCGAUGCGUUGCAGGCCGAGUCGAAGACCACGAGCGCCGCGCCAACUACUCCCGAUCAGCAUCUGUCCUCUCACAGGCAGCAGCAGCAGCAGCAGCAAUCAACAGCUGUGGCGCCCACGUUCGCAGCCGCGACCGAAACGCCAAGUCCGUUGCAGAGCCACAUGGGCCACCAUCCUUCGCAGCAGCAGCAUGCGCUUGAAACGGUCGGCUCUUCAGUGAAAACUCCUUCGCCCGACAAGUCAGACUCGGGAAGGCUGGAAAUCGUCGAGAGUCCCGUCCACGGUGACGGAGAAGACGACGAGGACGAAGACGAUGACGACGAUGUCGACGACGACGACGAGGACGACAAGCCGUCGAAUUCGACGUCGCCGGCCACAACACCGCAACACGAAGUCUCGAGCCUUGCCAAGGACGAACCUGCCGCGGCCGAGGAGCGAUCGAAAGAAGACACGAACGACAGCUCGAGUAAAGACGACGAUUUCCCCGAGUCGCACUCGACGCCCAUUCUGGAAAUCAUCGAGAACCUCUCGUCACCCGUUUCUCAGCACAACAAAACGGAUUCGACAGUGGCCGCCGCAGACGGCCUCCCGGACGAGGCUGCGUCUGCCGGCGAGCCCUCGGAGUGUGAGAACACCGAAGUCGACGAACACCCUGAGGAUCAGGACGAUCUCGACCACGAGCUGAGAUCCGGAGGUCACAAGAAGCCCUCAGGUCCUCAGCAACGAGGCGGCCGAAAGGGAAAACGCGGCGGUCGGGGUGGACGAGGCCGCAGCGGCGGACGUCAGACUCAAAGCCAGACCCACGAGGUGGCGGCUUCGACCCUACAGCAGCAGCAGCAGCAGCUCUCGAUUGAACCCAAACGUAGAGGGGGUCGAGCCACUUCCGUGGAGAAGCUCCGCCGCGGCCUACGGUCGGACGACGGUGCCGCGAGCAAUCAGUCGGAGUCGGCAAGCGACAUCAAAUCAGCCGCCGAACAGACUCCCGAGACGGCAGCUGUUGGCCCGCCCCAGCUGCAGUCUCAGAAGCAACAGGAACAUCCAUCCGCGCAGCAUCCUCUCCAUCAUCACACUCCUCAUCAUCACCAUCAUCAGCAGCAAGCCCAACCGCAGACAGCCGACUCGAUCGACGCCAAGCAUACGGCACACGAGUCCGAAACCGACCCAGAGCAGCGACCUGUACCUAAAGCACGCCCCGUACGUGCGGCCCGCGGCAAGAAGAAGCAGCAAGCUCAGCAGUCUGCUGGAAGCCAACAAGCGGCGGCGACGGCGACAGUCCAGGGCGACGAGCUCCACAGUGGCGACGACCAGCCGUCGGCAGCGUCGCUACGGACGUCGGCCGACAAGCCAUGCUUCAACCGAGACGCGAACGCACGCUCCGCACGACCGGCGACGACCUCGUUCGACGUUUACGAAUUUAAAGAUUCCGACGACGAAGAUCCGUUCUCGUCGGCGGUACCGCCCAGCUCGGGCUCUAAUCCGCACGAAUCUGUCGAGAGGUCCGGCGACGCCGACAAGCCGCCCGCCGAAACCGAGAACGUCACGCCUGCGGAUGCCUCGGACUCGAAGGAUGCGGUCGCCGUGGGCGAGAGACGCUCGAGCGACGACAAGGAAUACGUGGCCGAGCCGUCUCAACACGGCAAGAUCUCUCUGACGAUCCGCUUGCACAAGGACGGUCUCGAUCGCGCCGAGGUCAUCAAAACUUCAGAGCAGAUCGAUGAGGCCGGGAAAACAUCGACGGUCCCGACGGCGGCGACGACGACGACGUCAACCAGCCAGACCGGCGGCAGCGGAAAGACUCGCAAAUCUGCCCGACUCGCAGGAAAGAACACGGCCGACGAUGUUGUCGAUGAGGGUUCCACGACCAGCUCUGUGGACGAUUCGCUGCCAACAACGAGAUCCGGAAGACCGAGACGGGGUGUCACGCUGGCACGCAAAGAUCUCGAUGAAUCUGUCAGUCAUGCUCAGGAGACGAACGGCAAGGAGAAGGAGUUGAAGAAAGAGGAACCGCAAGCCGACCAGCAAGCAUCGACAGAGCCUCCACCGCAAACUCCGAAAGCUGGAAGACGAGGUGCCAGACGCAAGCAGGAAGAACCGACCAAGAUCGAUCAGGUUGCAUCCAACUUCGACAUCAAGGCCGAAGACGAGAAUCCCGCACCGAUUCGAGAAAGAACUCAUUCUGCGGGCUCGUCCACCAUCACGGAAGAACUCAAUCCUCCGGUCAGCUCGGUCGAGCUCAAGCAGGAACUGGAACUGAGCGGUCAGGUGAAAACGUCAGCUAUCGAGACGGCCGCUCACAAAGAGCAGUCGUCCGAUGUCGCAACGAGCACGACGACCGCUCCUGCGACGACAUCUGCUCCAUUUGCAGCGAGCACCGCGACGACCACGUCCGCGGCGGUUCCCUCGCCGACGAGGCCGCCGGUCCUUGCGCAUACGGGUGCAUCGUCACCGACAUCGGCCUCUCGGGCAUCGCCCGAAAGGUCGACAUCGUCGACGAGUCCGACGACGACAGCGGCAGCCCUCCCGCCGGAAGCCGCGGUGCCAUCUGGUACCUCCGCCACGGAGGAGGCCACCGCUCUGGACGCCCGACAGCAGAACGUGCCCCGUGUGCCCGCGAGCAGUCCACCUCGCCAGCAGAAGCAGUCGGCCGCUCAACCGACGACGGCUCCAUCCGUUCCAUCGAGUUCCCAAGCCUCGGAGCUCCUGGCCCUGCAGAAAAAUCACGCGAUUCCAAGCAAUCCGAAGAACCUUCAGGCAACGCCCUGGGGUUCUACCGGCAGCUCUUCGGCAAGCUCGAAAAUCCCCUCCUCGCCUCAUUACCCGAUCUAUCCUGGAGGACUCCCCGCGAACUUGGCUAAUUUGUCGGCUCAACAACAAGCCGCCUCGAGAAUUCCUGUGUCGUCUGCAGCGAUCGGACAUGCGCCUGACACGAAGACGGCCAUGGGUCAGAGUCAGAAUCAUUCCCACGCGCAAGGAUCUCCGCGCUUGGAAAUUCCCCCGGAGAUCCAGAAGCAGAUGGUUGGGCACUUGUCACCGUACGGAAUGCCGGUCAGCAACACGUCGAGGACCCCACCCGCCUGCCAGACCUCCGCGAACGCGCUCACUCCGAGAGAAGUGUCGCAGACGGCUCGUGCGCAAAUGCCUUCGACGGGUCCUACGAAACCCAAGUCGACGGCCGCGAAAACUGCCAUACCCUCAGGUUUCGCUUUCGAUCAGCCGGGACCUUCGGCAGUUGGCUUGCCAUCGAAUGCCGGUAUCGCGGAACUUCUGCAAAACCCUCAUCUACUGCAGAACCCACACCUUCUCCCCAAGGAGUAUUUGAACGCCAUCACGGCUCAACUCACGGCUCAAGCUCGUGCUCAGAACGUCUCAGGACAGCCAACACCGCCUUUGGCCGGAGUUCCUUCACAGGAAAUGCUCAAUCCGAAUCGAAGCGGACAGAACCUCCUGGUACCGAAUCAUCUCGGAUUGCCGCCAGAGAUGCUCGUUCACCAUCAGCAGAUGUUGUACGCCGCCCAAUUCGGUCGGUUCGCUUUCGGACCUCCGCAAUCCACUCUCGGUGGUUUCAGAUCCUCGAUGGAUCCGAAAGCGGAAUCGAAGGACGAAGAUCACGAGGCACCUUCCGGUCCGACGAAGCCGAAGAGCAAAGCUGCCCAAGCUCAUCAACUACAAGAGCAACAACAACAACAGCAGCAGCAGCAGCAGCAGCAACAACAACAACAUCAAUCAGGAAAGCCUCACGAUAUGCUCAGUCGUCUUUCUCAUCCUGGCAGCGGAUACCACACGGCCGCAAUUCGACAGCUCGGACAACCGUUGUCGAUGCAGGGGGCAGACAGUUCUCCGGGAGCUCUCGGGAACCCGUACGCCAGAGCUGCUCACGUGAAAACGCCCACGGAGUCCGAUCUGAAACAACCGCCAGCUGCGCAUCAGAACCAUCAGUAUCCGAUGUCUGUCGGUUCUCCGGGACCGGCCUAUAUCUCGCAUCCCGCAAGCGCGGCCGGAGCUCUGGCGUUGAAGAAGGAUCUCGCAUCCCAGGCCCAACAGGCACUGCUGCAGCAGCAGCAACAACAACAACAGCUGCAGCAGGAAGCUCAGAUGAAGCGCACGGGACGGUAUCAGGGACGUCCGCUGGACUCGGUCCUGCACGGUCCGCCUCCGGUGCACUUGUUGGCUCAACAGCAAGUCGUUCGCGCCAGGAGUCCACCGAACCAACAUCAGGCCAACCAAGACGCCGGUUGGCUCUCCCGAUACCCCCUCAUCUGGCAUGGAUGUCUGGCUCUGAAGAGCGACCAGGCCGCUGUGCAAAUGCAUUUCAUCUCAGGGAAUUCCCGCAUCGCCGCGGCAACGCUGCCCGCAAUCACAGCCGAGGGAGGACCACAACCCGUCCGCAUCACUCAACGAAUGCGACUCGAGCCCCAACAACUCGAGGGUGUUUCGAAGAAGAUGCAAAAACCCGAAGAACAUUGUAUACUGCUCGCUCUGCCCUGUGGCAGGGACCAGACGGCCGUCCUGGAACAAUCCAGCUAUCUCCGGAACGGUUUCAUCAAUUAUCUGUCAUCCAAACAAGCCGCAGGAAUUGUGAACGCGGGACAGCAACCCGAAACGAGCCAGCCCGUCCACGUGAUUCACAUAUUCCCUUCGUGCUCGUUUUCGCACGAGAGUCUACUUCGCACCGCGCCGGAUCUGCUGCACAGCGUCAGCGAACUGGCCCACCUAAUGGUGGUCAUCACGACGGUGUAAGACUCCCAAUCGGCUUCGCCUACCCAGUGCUCGACUGGGCGAAACAGGGCUGCUCUAAAUUGCUCAAGACUCACUGCUACAAGUACCGACAUCGACUGCUCCAAUACUGCAAGCUGCAAAGGCCUCGGAGGCCUAAGUCACAAAAGGGUGAUUUGAAUAUCGAAGUUGUGAUCUUUCUUACUCGAGUAACCAGGAAUGUGUAGAUACUAUGUUGCGAACAAACUGAGACAUGAACACACACACAUAAA
This is a messenger RNA of Galendromus occidentalis (western predatory mite), 14759 nucleotides long. RefSeq names its product spen family transcriptional repressor split ends (gene spen). The record is from RefSeq and is a predicted model, not a curated record. The transcript is spliced from 15 exons. Lineage: Eukaryota; Metazoa; Arthropoda; Arachnida; Mesostigmata; Phytoseiidae. Gene Ontology annotation, molecular function: RNA binding. Bases 1 to 14511 code for a protein of 4836 amino acids.